Abrus precatorius (Indian licorice) is the source of this 4338-nucleotide messenger RNA. RefSeq names its product chromatin remodeling protein EBS-like. The record is from RefSeq and is a predicted model, not a curated record. NCBI's taxonomy places the organism in Eukaryota, Viridiplantae, Streptophyta, Magnoliopsida, Fabales, Fabaceae. Gene Ontology annotation, molecular function: chromatin binding. The transcript has 4 exons. The coding region runs from base 240 to 944 and encodes 234 amino acids.
AACUCAUAGAACCCCAAAGCAGCGUCACGCUCACUCCCUUCUCUCGUGCCUCUUCCUCUUCUUCUCUCAAACCACUGAGCCAAACCUUAGGGUUCCUCUGUUCUUCUUCGACCAAAAAUAAUUCUUAGGGCUCAGAAAAAUUCAUCCAUUCUCGCCAUUACUGAAGCUCUAACCCCUUGCAUUUCCAACUCUUCAUCUAAACCCUUUCUCAGAAACAGAGCUCAGAAACACCCACACGCAUGGCAAAAACGAGGCCAGGCAGAAAAGACUUAGACUCAUACACCAUCAGAGGAACCAACAAGAUCGUAAGAGUUGGGGACUGUGUGUUGAUGCGUCCUUCUGAUACUAGCAAGCCACCGUACGUGGCGCGCGUGGAGAAGAUCGAGCAAGAUAGCAGGAACAACGUUAAGGUGCGUGUGAGGUGGUACUAUCGACCAGAAGAGUCUAUUGGAGGACGCAGACAGUUUCAUGGGGCAAAGGAACUGUUUUUGUCUGAUCAUUAUGAUGUUCAGAGUGCUCACACCAUUGAAGGAAAGUGUGUUGUACACUCUUUCAAGAACUAUACUAAGCUUGAGAAUGUAGGUGCUGAAGAUUACUAUUGUAGGUUUGAGUACAAGGCUGCUACUGGGGCUUUCACACCUGACCGUGUUGCUGUGUAUUGCAAAUGUGAGAUGCCUUAUAACCCGGAUGACCUCAUGGUGCAGUGUGAGGGGUGCAAGGACUGGUACCAUCCUGCCUGCGUGGGCAUGACUAUCGAUGAAGCAAAGAAAUUGGAUCAUUUUGUUUGUUCAGAAUGUUCAUCUGACGAUGACAUGAAGAAACCCCAUGCCACAUUUCCUGUAUCACCAGGAUCUGAUGGCAAGGUGAGACUUCCUGAUGCACUUUUACUUUUAGUCCUUUUAUUUCAUUGUACCAGCAAAUGCUUCAGAGACAUUAAGGAUUAAAGGGAGAAUGGGGCCACUUUUGUAGUAUUUGAUGGUUGGUGUCAAAAAGAAAGUUCUUACAUAAUAAGAAGUACUCUUUGAGCGGCUAGUUUUGACCCUGGCCAUGUAUUGUAGUGAGUCUGUGUACUGGUUAGCAUGGAAGUUUGCUUCUUGUCUAGAAAGUGAAAGUUUGAGUUGUGUAUUGUUUUGUAUAUAUACUAAUCCAAUCGAGUUUGUAUGGUCAUGUGUGUUUAUUGACACAAGAACCACACAUUGCAUUAUCGAUUUCCUGUGUGGUUUUUCUUAAUCUGAAGGAUUGAGGCAUUUUGUAACAUUGCUGUGAAGUGUGGUUUUCCUAUGUCUGAAUGAUUUGGGCAUUUUGUUACUUGAAUUGCUGGGAAGUUUAAUUAGUUAAAGAUUUAAGGCUGUCAAAUUGAUUAAGAAAUGAAUUAUAGAUAUUAUGAAGCACCCUUUUGACUUUUAAAUGCACUUUUUAAUAUUUCCAGUGUCUUUUAUGUAAUCUUGCCUGGAAGCUUUUGUUUAUGUUUUCUUUUAUUAUGUGUGAAUUUCUGAAUGGCUGAAGUUAUUGAGGUAUAGAUAUAUGAAUGAUAUUCAAUCUUUUGAGCUUUUAUCUUGAUAUUUCUUGUGCCUAACAUACAUGUUCACUUUGUUCGGGGGGCUCUUUCUCAAAUUUAAUUUGUAUUUUAUUAUGAUGAUUUCCAACAUCUCAAUUUCUUAUAUGUUCAUUCCUAAAUUGGAAACUAUAUAAAUUGUGACCUGGACAUUCUUUUGUUGACUAAUUACACUGGGGAACUAAUUUCUGUUUUUGCUUCGAGGGUAGGAGUAGUUUAGAUGUAGGUAUUUUAUUUUUUCCAUAUACCAAGCUAAGUAAAAUGAGGUUCCCAAUCAUGAGGUCGUUGAAGACUGAAGUCAUGACUCACGAUUAACCACUUCAUUACCAAUUGAUUUUUCUAGUACCAAUAAAAUAAGUGGCGUUAAGAAUGGUUGAAUGGGCUUACAAAGUUAAUUAUGUAUGUUCAGAUUUGGAUUCUGUUGACCAAAAAAAGAUUUGGAUUCUAAUUGUAUUAAUCUGUAUUGAGGUUUUUAUAAAAUGAAUACUGUAUGUAAGUUUAUUAUCUGUCUUUCUCUGUGUAUGUUAAAGUUGUUAUGCUUGACUGAUCUACCAACUUCAGUCCUUUAUUCUUCCUUUAAUACAUCUUCUGCAUAUAACACAGUUCAUUUUGGGGGAAAUAAUUCAACCUUGUAAGAGGUUAUAUUUAAGCUUUUUUUUUUUUUCCUUGAAGGACAUUAUCCCCACUUAUCAAUGGUGUGAGUGUGUGGAUUUCCCUUUUUAUUUUGUAUCUUGUUAUUUUGUCCAGUAUAGAGGCUUCAAAAUUUUCUAGAGAUGUUCAAUUUGUGGUUUUGUUAGAACAUGAUUUGACUUGGAUUGUCCUUCUGCUUGAUGUAUUCUGCAAGAUGUCGAAUGGUAGCUGUCAUACUCAUGUUGGCAAAUAGUAAUGGGAUCUUUUGUGAGGACUAUGUCUCAAUGCUGUUGUCUGUUUACUCAGUGACAUUAUUUAGUAGUGGGGACCCUUUGCCAUUUAGAACUGUUAUUUGUAAGGUGGUGAUUAUGAACAUAAUAAAACUGCAAAAUCAUAUAUGAAUAUGUAGAGCUUGGAUUCAGCAUGGAGAGGGUGUCUCAAUGCAUACAUUCAUGUUUCACAUUCCGUCUUUUACUUAUCAUGUGUUAUAAAUUUGAUAGUCAUGAAUUUUCAGGUGGAACCAAAGCGGCGGAAGAGAUGACUGUCACGCGGAAUUAACUCGUCUUGGAAAAUGCAACUUUUGCUGAAUUUGGCUGGCUAUGUGGCAGCUGUUGUGUGUGUGUGUGUUGUACAGCUUCUACCAGAGGCUAUAAACAUUUUAUGUAUUUGACUCAGGCUAUGUAUGUAUGUAUGUAUCCGUGUUAGAUUCAUGAGAGACGUUGAUCUGUUUCCCUUGUGUCCAGGAAGAUUAACUCCGGUCUUAAGUGUUAAUGUCUGAGAUAUAUAACACCAAACUUUGAACACUGGAGUAAAAAGAAAUUAUCAGUUUUCUAAAAUUCGGGUCUUGUUUGUUUGCUCAUUAGCUAUUGUGCAUCAAAUUUCUACUGUUGUCUUAUUUUGUUGCAAAGGGGAAAAAAAAAUACUAGCUUCUGAUUGGAGGGGUUUUCGUGUUAUAUAUAUUCCACCGCGACCCGCAUGUCAUUUCUAUAGGAACUAAAUGUUUGAAUGUUAUUUGGCAACUCAUGAUGGUUUAGCGUGAAACAGGUUCGUUGCGGCUGUGAUUGUGCUUGUUUUCUAGUUUCAAGGAAAUAAAAAGUAUGAACAGUUUUUGGGAUAAUUCAAGUUGUCUCUUUAGGUGUAUUUUUGGGGUGUGUAUAAAAAACACAAAGGUGAAAGAUUGUGGAAAUUGUGUGCAGUUCAAAUAUAGUGUUAAUUUUUAGUUAUUUAAAUAAUAAUUUUGAAGAAAAAAUUGGUUUCUGAAUAUGUAGUGUGGUUGGAAAAAUGGAAGUAUAAUCACUUAAACUAAUAUAUAACGUUUUUUUCAAGGUUAAUUAAUUAUGAAUAAUGUUUUUAUAACACUUAGUUUUGGUGUUUAUACAAGACAUUCUAUAAAAAUAUAGAAUAAUUAUUUCAUAAUUUCUAUAAGAUGUCUACAUAUAAACACUCGAAUUAGGUAUUAAAAAUAAUAUUAUAUUUUAAUUGUUUUUAUGUUGAUUAUAUUUUAAUUUUUCAGUUAUACGAAUUUUAUAAAAGUUAAUUAAGAAAUUUUUUUAUAAUAUAAAAAUAUUAAUUUAACUCUUAAAUUUGAGUUUAAUCAAUUAAUAACAAUAAAAUUUAUUUGAAAAAUAUUUAUCAUAAUUUUAUAAUUUUAAUGUAAUAAAGUAUAUUUUUUAAUUAUUUGAGGGCAUCACAGGGGCUGAGAUCACAAAAUCGUUUUAUAAACUGUCAAGUGGAUACUUCAUUGAUGUGCCUGAUAUAUGUUAGGCACGAGAAUUAAGCCGAAGAAGGCAAAGUAGCAUGCAUGCAUACGGACGAUGUCUAUAUUUACGUAAAAUGGGACACCCUAUGUGCUUGCACAUGAUGUUAUGGAAGCACACGUUAGCUUAAUUCAAAACCUUGAGAUGCAAGCAUGGAAGAAAAAAAAUUUUGCUUCGCUAAUUGGUUGUGUACUAUCACUUGCAACAAGCAUCAGCAUUAGCAUUAGCAUGUUGAUUUCCAACUUUCCAUUAAAGCAUUCUUCAGAAAAACCAUAUAUCAGUUCUAUUACUUGGCUUUGUUGCAACUUGCAAGUGUGCGGGAUCAAUGGUUUCCAAUGAAUAAAAGGUCACUGGGUGAUUCAGAUGCAGUGGGAAUUGGUUAAUCUGCUAUCACGU